Molecule: messenger RNA, 2357 nt
Organism: Candoia aspera
Lineage: Eukaryota; Metazoa; Chordata; Lepidosauria; Squamata; Candoiidae
Gene: EFHD1
Product: EF-hand domain family member D1
Exons: 4
Coding region: 105-842 (245 amino acids)
Cellular component (GO): mitochondrial inner membrane
Molecular function (GO): calcium ion sensor activity; calcium ion binding
Source: RefSeq, a predicted model, not a curated record
UAAAGUUUGCUGUUAGCGGGGCGGGUAGACUUUUAGCAAAGAAAGGAAGCAAGCCUCGCAGCGGCGGCGGCGCGGCUGCAGGACGCGCUCAUCCUUCUCAGACCAUGGCCUCGGCCGAACUGGCCCAAAAGCUGCAGAGACGCCUGCUUCGAGACGGCAGCACCUCGGAGGCGCCUCCUGCAGAAGAGGAUGACUGUCUCGCCCCUGAACCGGCAGGGUCCGAAACGAACCCCGAGGACCCGGCCGAGGACCGCGGCGCGCUAAACGCCGCUGCUGACCCGGAGCUGAGCGCCAAGCUGAGUCGCAGGCAGGACAUCAACGCGGGCGCGGCACAGCCCCGCCUCGCCCAGGUCUUCAAUCCCUACACGGAGUUUAAAGAGUUCACUCGCCGGCAGAUCAAGGAUAUGGAGCGCUUAUUUAGACUGUAUGACUCUGGGAAGGAUGGAUACAUUGACCUUAUGGAAUUGAAGCUGAUGAUGGAGAAACUUGGUGCACCUCAGACACAUUUGGGUCUGAAGAAUAUGAUCAAGGAAGUGGAUGAAGACUUUGACGGCAAGCUCAGUUUCCGUGAGUUUCUGCUGAUUUUCCAUAAAGCUGCAGCUGGAGAACUUGAAGAAGACAGUGGAUUGAUGGCUUUAGCAAAGCUCUCUGAAAUAGAUGUGGCCCUUGAGGGAGUAAAAGGAGCCAAAAACUUUUUUGAAGCAAAGGUUCAAGCUUUGUCUUCAGCAAGCAAAUUUGAAGCAGAAAUAAAAGCAGAACAAGAUGAGCGAAAACGUGAGGAAGAGGAAAGACGGCAUCGCAGAGCAGCCUUCCGAGAACUCAAGUCAGCAUUCAGUCAGUAAUUGAAACAACCUGUCACCAGAAAUUAGUGUACAUUCUUACAAGCUUUGUCUGUGAUUAGGCAUCCACCUAGACACCUAGAUGGAAACAAGUGAUAUGAAGCCCCGCCUCCCUUUUUGAAGUUCCUGUUUAGGUGCUGGAGGAUAUGCCACCAAUGGUGGCGUUCAGAAGUUUGCAAAUGCUAGAUGUGAUUCAAAUAGGCUUUAUGCUCUAAUAAUAAUUGCUUAGAAGAAUUAGACAUCCUAAUAAUGAAGUCCCAUUGGCAGAAGAUUGAUGCUCCUGAUAAAUAAAUUGAAUACUGGCAAUUUCCUUCUUCGUCAUUCUGAACAACCCUGCUUCAACAGUUAUAAAAUGUUCUUCAGAAUUUCUUUCUAUGUAAUGCUUGGCUCUGCUUUAUUUUCACAAAAAGACCUUGCUUCUCAGAUAAACUGGAAUGCCCUGAUCCCUGAUUUCCUUCUAAGUGCUCUGUUUUUUUUAGAAAACAAGCUUCUGGGUGAUACUAGGGGAGGAUGGGAUAAAGGGAGUUUCCCCCUUGUUAGAUUUGGGCUGGGAUCCAAAUAUAUUCUUACCUGAAUGGCAGCCACGUCUUUUGAUUCUGCUGCUUCAACCUUUUCCCCAGCUUAGACCGUAAGUACCUUUCCAUUUUUCCAUGACUGUCAUGAGAAAAUGUUCAAGGGACACCAGAGGCUGCAGCUGGAAAGAAGAGACGGGAAAUCCAUACUGCACAAGUGGAAUUCGAUAUGUACUUUUCUGGAUCGAAGCUGCUAUUGAAAAAUGCUGAAUACAUAUCAAGGGCACAACAUUCAUCAUGCAGUUUUUCCUCCUUUCCCUGUAACAGAGCGAGGAACAUCUCUGAUCUUAAGCCUUCUGCCUGUACUUUUGCGGUCACAUUCCUUUGUAUUACCUGCAAGGGACCAUAGCCCUUUUUUUCCUUUUUCUUUCUGUGUAUUUUAAGUCAUUGAGUUUUAAGAAGUAAUGAAACUUCUAUCAAUAAGAGAUGAAGGGAACAGUGUAGUUCAGGGCAUGUUAGCUUUCCACUCUGGAAAUCCCUAUGCUACUUGUGGAUCCUUGUUGAGAAUUAAACUCCUUUUUGCAGAGUUACCACUUUCAAAAGAUGUUGAAACUAUUUGCCAGUUCCAACAGUUUGUUUGCAAGAAAAAUACAUAUUUCAAAGCAGAACCUGUAAUAUAGUUCAGCAAGCUUGUACUGUAUACAGAUUUACACCUGUAUAUAAGUCUGCAUACAUAGAGAAGAAAAAAUGUUUGCUGCUUUACUAAUCUUGUCAUCAGAUUGCAAAUGAACAUUUCAUCUGUUUCUUUGUUUUCACUUCUCAUGUAGCUUUUUACACCAUGAUACUAAACUGUGACUGCAGAAUAAUAAAAAGCAGCCUGUUGAAUAUACAAUAGUGGGUAAAAGAAUUGCUAGCAAUUAAAACUGUAUUUGCAAGUCCACAGCUUAUAUUUGAUAAAAAUUGCAUGUUUUAGCUAAAAAUAUUUAUAAUAAAUGUUUUUAUACAU